Molecule: messenger RNA, 1503 nt
Organism: Entamoeba histolytica HM-1:IMSS
Lineage: Eukaryota; Evosea; Mastigamoebida; Endamoebidae
Exons: 4
Coding region: 1-1503 (500 amino acids)
Molecular function (GO): toxic substance binding
Source: RefSeq, a predicted model, not a curated record
AUGCCAAAUGGAGUCAUUAUUGAUGAAUUAGGAAGUAUUUGGAAAAUUACUUUAUGUGUUGUUUGGAUUAUUUGUUUAAUUAUUGGUAUAUUCUUUUCUUUUGGCCAAAUACUUGAAAUUGGAAUUAUAUCCAAUUCAACUACAUUCAAUGUUGGUUCUUCGUUUAAUGGAGAUGAUACUGUUGCUUUUGUUUCUUUUGUUGGUAAUGAAAAAAAGAUAGAAGGAAUUGUUGAUUCAUUCAAUGGUAUGAAUAUUGUUAAUAAAAUAAAAGAAGAUAAGACUGAUGAAAUUGAAAAUGAAUUGAGUUCUAUUGGAUUAAAGUCAUCUCUUAUUUCUUUAGAAGAGGAUGAAACUAGUUCUUCAUUAAGUGAAGGAGAUACAUAUUAUUUCUUUGAUGUAGAACUUUUAAUAAAAACAUACAACCAGUUUCAAGCAACAACUUGUAAGCCAUAUGUCAAAACUGAUUUAAACCAUCAAUCAGUAGAUAAAAUAACAAUUAGUGGAAAUGCUACUUUUUGGUGGCUAGAUCAUCCUGAGUUGAAUUCUUUUGAUAACAUUAAUAAACCAGUCAAAUUUGAAACACAAUGUUCAUUCACUGGUGGAGAGUGUAAUAGAUUUAGUUUUAUUUAUUUAAGAAAUGUCUUCAAUUCUUCAUAUACGUUUAUUUUCUUCUUUAAAGUUGGGUUUUAUAAUACUUUAGUAAUGGAUUCUAAAAGAGGAAUUCCAGGAUAUUCAUUAUUCAAAAUAUCAUUUGUUACUUUCCUUGUAAUUUUAUCAGUUAUAGCAACUAUACUUUAUUCUAUUUUAUAUUUCUUUAUGAAGUUAUAUAAAAAUGAUGAAGACCAUUUUUAUAUUAAUAGUUUUAUUAUGAUUAUCUUAUUAAAUUUUUAUAACAAUCCAUUCAAUAUUCUUCGAUUCUUCUUUAAUGCUGAUUGGAUAUCAUGCAUUGAUACUUGUAUAUAUACUAUAUAUCAAAUUGUUUUAAUUUCAUUUAUCUUUUUACAUAUCGACCAUUCGAGAAAUCAAGCAUUAGGAAAGAAGAAUAGUGUUUUAAUAUGGAUAUUAAGAGCAACAGGACUUCUUGCAUAUUUUGUAUUUUUCUUAUUGUAUUUCAUUUUAUAUUAUCUUCCAUCAAAUAAAUCACCAUUUUCUGUAGUUGAUGAUACUAUGUCUAUUGGUCUUAUGUUUGGUGCGUUAUCAACUUUUAUUUGUUUCUUAUUAUAUGGAUGGACAUUGAUUUAUAUGUUGUUUACUUAUUCUGAAAUACGAUCCCCUCUUUAUAAAAACAGAAUUUUUUGGUUUAGUAUUUUUACUAGUGUAGUUUUAAUAGUUACUCUUCUUCACUUGAUUUUUGGUCAAGACAUGAAUUAUUUACCUCCUAUUUCUAUGAUUUGUAGACAGUUAUUGUGUAAUUUGUAUGUUUACACAUUAACAUUUAUUUUCUUUCCAAAAGAAAUUUCUAAUGAUGACGAAUAUGGUAUAACUGCUUAUACACAAUUUUAA